Messenger RNA from Myripristis murdjan (pinecone soldierfish), 993 nucleotides. RefSeq names its product odorant receptor, family 30, subfamily BU, member 1 (gene or30bu1). The coding region runs from base 1 to 993 and encodes 330 amino acids. The transcript has 4 exons. Gene Ontology annotation, cellular component: membrane. Gene Ontology annotation, biological process: G protein-coupled receptor signaling pathway. The record is from RefSeq and is a predicted model, not a curated record. Gene Ontology annotation, molecular function: olfactory receptor activity; G protein-coupled receptor activity. Lineage: Eukaryota; Metazoa; Chordata; Actinopteri; Holocentriformes; Holocentridae.
AUGUUUCAGGUGGAUGAGAACUACACCCGUGUGUCAGAGUUUGUUAUCGUGGGCUUCCCCAGUCUGCAGCCUGAGUAUUUUCACCUGGUGGCCUGGUUCUUCUUCUUCCUCUACUUGACGACAGUUGUGGGCAACUUCCUGCUGGUGGUGGUGUUUGCUCUGGAGCGCAGCCUCCAGAAGCCCAUGUACAUCAUCAUGGUCAGCCUGGCCCUUGCAGACAUUGGCAUGGCCACAGUGAUCCUGCCUAAAAUAAUUGCUCGUUACUGGUGGAAUGAUGGGGCUCUUGGCUUCCACACCUGCUUAUUCCAAGUGCAAAUGAUCCACUAUUUUGGCGCCUUGAGUUCCCUCAUCUCAAUGUUCAUGGCCCUGGAUCGCUAUCUGGCAGUCUGUUUCCCUCUCAGAUACCCAAUAUUGAUGACCAACCAGACCAUAAUAGGUCUCUUAGUCUUCUGCUGGGUGGUGGCUCACAUCUUUUCUGGCAUCAGCACAGUCAACUUUAGCAUAAUGCCAUUUUGUGGAUCCAGCCAGAUCAUACAUGCCUUCUGUGAUACCAUGUCUGUCAUACCUCUAGUCUGUGGUGAUCCCUCCAGACAAAUCAGAGACGCCUUUACCUCAGCAAUGACUGUUCUCUUUGUUCCUUUAUCUUUCAUCAUCUUCUCUUACAUCUGCAUCAUCAUCACUGUAUUGCGCAUGGCCAGUCGACAGGGCAGAGCGAAGACCUUCUCCACCUGUGCCACUCAAGGAUGCAUCAUUUCUAUCUACUACAUACCACGUUUCAUCGUCUUCUCCACGCCUUAUAUUCCUAACCUGAAAAUGACCCCCGACAAGCAUAUAGUCACCACUCUGUUCUACAGUCUUUUACCCCCACUCAUCAACCCCUUCAUUUACUGUCUGAGAACCAAGGAGAUCAAGCAGAUACUGAAACGCUGGGUCCAACGAAGGAGGGACAUUACUCCUACCAAGCCUGCCGUAGCUGUCACUGUGACAAAGUGA